UGAGCGAGCGGAGAGAGAGAGAGAGAGAGAGAGAGACCAUUUCACAAAUGACCAUGAGAUUCCUUUGGUGCCUUGCUCUUAUUUUGCAACCACUAUAUUCAGUUCCAAAGGUUGUGGUUCCAAGUGAUCUUAUCAUUAGUAUAGUUGGUGAAGACCUGAUUCUGCCCUGUUCCCUCGAGAACAGUGUCAGUGCAGUGGACAUGGAGGUGAAGUGGACUAUUAAUGGAAAUCAGCUGGUGCAUCAUUACAGAAGACACAUGGACCUAACUGAUCAGCAGCUUCCAGCAUACAGUGGCAGGACGAGUCUGUUCAAAGAAGAGCUGCAGAGGGGCAACAUCUCACUAAAUCUCAGAUCAGUCAGACUCUCAGACACAAACACAUACAGGUGUUAUAUCAGAACUAAUGAGGGGACUGCUGAUGCUUCUUUUGAAGUCCACAUUCAUGAGCUUGGAAAUGUACCACAGAUAUCUGCUGUGAGUCAUAAUAAUGGCAGUGUCACUCUAGUGUGUGUGUCCACACACUGGACAAUUCAACCUGCAAUCGAAUGGAUGGAUGGUAAAGGAAAUAUCCUUCAGCAUGCAGGGGACUCAGUGUACUGCGUUGGCUACGACACACCCCUCUCUGUCCAGAGAAGUGUCACUGUGCAGGGGCAGUAUGGGCACAGCUACACAUGCAGAGUCUCAUUUGGGAACCAGGGAAAAGAGCAGCAGUUUCAAGUAGAAAGUUUUGAAGUCAUAUCUGGAUGUGCGAUGCUGAUGAGCGGAACAGAGCUGUGCUACAGUGCCAUUCUUGUCACCUACUGGAUCACCAAAUGCACAUAUUAGGACAGAUGUCACAUACAAUGCCUAAGCUUAAUGUUUUCUUCUAAAUUUAACACGUACAGCUGAACUAUCACUUCUACUUUCAAGCAUCAAAGUCUCUCCCUUUCUCUCUCUCUUUCUCACUCUCUCUCUCACACAGACACAGACACAGACACACACACACACACACACACACACACACACACACACACACACACACACACACACACACACACACACACACACACACACACACACACACACACACACACACACACACACACACACACACAGUGUCACUAUUUCAUAUACACUAUAUUGCCAAAAGUAUUGGGGUCACCUGUCUUGACUCACAUAUGAAUUUAAGUCACAUCCCAUAAUCCAUAGGGUUUAUUAUGACGUUGGUCCACCCUUCGCAGCUAUAACAGCUUCAACUCCUCUGGGAAGACUUUCCUCAAGGUUUAGGAGUGUGUUUAUGGAAUUUAUGACCAUUCUUUCAGAAACGCAUUUGUGAGGUCAGAUAGUGAUGUUGGACGAGAAGACUGGCUCUCAGUAUCCACUCUAAUUCAUGUCAACGGUGUCCUAUUGGGUUGAGGUCAGGACUCUGUGCAGGCCAGUCAAGUUCAUCCACACCAAACUCUGUCAUUAAUGCCUUUAUGGACCUUCCUUUGUGCACUAGUGCACAGUCAUGUUGGAAUUGGAAGGGGCCAUCCCCAAACUGGGCUUGGUGACUGGUCCCUUAGUUCUAGUGAGAGAGUUUCUUAAUGCGUCAGCAUUAACAUUUUGAAAAAUUCUAUGCUCCCAACUUUUGGAAAGUUUGGGCAUGGCCCCUUCCUAACCUUUGUGGAAUGUCUUCCCAGAAGAGCUGAAGCUGUUAUAGCUGCAAAGGGUGGACCGACGCCAUAAUAAACCCUAUGGAUUAAGGAUGGGAUGCGAUGUGACUAAAGUUCAUAAGUGAGUCAAAGCGGGUGAGAGAAUACUUUUGGCAAUAUAGUGUAUAUUUCUAUGGAGUAUGGAGUUUGGUAUGGUGUAUAUGAAACUCAAUGCAAAUUCAAAUGUGACAAAUAUGUCAACCGGUGUGUUGUUAUGCUUGCUGAAGUGAUUUCUAAAAACAGUGAGAAUAAGUUGGAUAUGCAUUGGUAUUAAAGCUUGCUGUACUCAUAAUAAACUGUGAUCAUGGAAAACUAAGUCUGCUAUAGAAUGUUAUUUGCACUAACAUGAGUGUGGCACACUCCACUUUCCACAUAACAUUCUAUUACAGCGCUACACACCAACAUGACAUUUUGCCACCCUGUUGAUUACGAUUCAGUUUUUACCGCUGGUCAAUUAAAUCCAUU
Sardina pilchardus (European sardine) is the source of this 2137-nucleotide messenger RNA. RefSeq names its product butyrophilin-like protein 3. Gene Ontology annotation, molecular function: signaling receptor binding. The transcript has 4 exons. The record is from RefSeq and is a predicted model, not a curated record. Gene Ontology annotation, biological process: regulation of cytokine production; T cell receptor signaling pathway. Gene Ontology annotation, cellular component: external side of plasma membrane. The coding region runs from base 48 to 824 and encodes 258 amino acids. Lineage: Eukaryota; Metazoa; Chordata; Actinopteri; Clupeiformes; Clupeidae.